Molecule: messenger RNA, 1097 nt
Organism: Nipponia nippon (crested ibis)
Lineage: Eukaryota; Metazoa; Chordata; Aves; Pelecaniformes; Threskiornithidae
Source: RefSeq, a predicted model, not a curated record
AUGCGGCAUAAGGAGUUGUGGGUUGUAUGUGGGUUUUCUGAGUAUGAUGGCUGUAUGAGCAUCUGUGAAAACCUUUCUAACUGCAGUUCGUGUAUUAAUGACGCAAAUGUAACAGGCUGCAAGUGGAUCAGAUGUGGAGAAAACCUGUGUGUAAAUGAAACAGAACUAGCUUUGAAAUAUCCCAACUGUACAGCUGAAAAACAGUGUUCUUCUCCUACAGUUGUUCCUCUUGCCAGUACUGCUACACCACUUUCCAAUACUACCACGGCGUCUUCCAAUACUACCACGGCGUCUUCCAAUACUACCACGGCGUCUUCCAAUACUACCACGGCAUAUACUACUAUAGCUAACACGACCAAUGUACCGACACAUGCUCCUCUACCUACAACUGCCAUUACUUCAGCUGCCAGAACAACCAGUAUUCCAGGUACAAAUGCUACUGUGACUCCUGCACCUUCUUCACGCAAAUCUACGUUUGAUGCUGCGAGUUUCAUAGGUGGAAUUGUCCUUGUUCUGGGUCUGCAGGCUGUUAUUUUCUUUCUGUACAAAUUCUGCAAGUCAAAAGACCGAAACUAUCACACACUUUAGGACCUGCCACUUUAUAAUGGACUAGUAGCCCAACACCUGUAGUUCACUGAACCAAAAUAUUUUCUGUUGCUCAUGGAAGACAGCAGUUCAUAAUACCCUUUAAAUCUCUAAAAGAAGACUUUAAAAGAAUAUUUUUGCAACAUUAUACUUGGCAAGAGGUGAUACAAAUCUCUUCAACAGGAUUACUUGCAAUAUGCUGCAUGGGUUCUAAUGGCCGUCUUAUUUUCCUUUAGUGGCUGCUGCUGUGGGACUUUUUUUUUUUGAUAUGCCAAAUGUAGACGUUCAGAGAUUCUUAUUUGGUGGCAACACUGUCUUGAGUAGACAAUCUCAUGAUGACUUAUUGUGAAGGCUAAUUUAAUCAGCAUUUGAUACAGUAUCCCUUCAGUUUUAUCAAGAUGUGAAUUAUUGGUGACUGACUUCAGGGAGUGAAAUACCGUUUAUACUAGCUUGUGGCUCUUAUAGCGUGCUGCUAGGAAGAUGAACAAAACUGUAGAAUUAGAUAACGUCUU